CCCAAACAAUAGAGAUUUGGUAUGAUCUAGACAAAUUCUCGCGAGAGUUGCAAUUUUAUCCCAAGGUGCUGUGCGGCGGUGGCGGCGCUGCUGUGCUGUGCGGUGUUGGGCAUGUCAAGCAACCUCUAAGCUACCCCCCUCCUAAAGGAAUAAGCAGAACCUGCCCACACAGAAACGCACACCACACGGUGCCAGCAAGGAACCAGGAACAGGGAGACACUACUGUCUCAGAACGGAAACUGCAACUCUCUCCUCCUCUCUGGAAACACACCAUCCUCUCCUGAGCGGGUGCUACUUUCCACCCACAGUUUGGUACAGGACCUUCUCCUGACUACUUUGACUCCUCUGACAGAGAAUCCUCAAGUACAACGUAGACAAGACUCGCUCACUGCCCUUUGUGUUCACAUAAGAGAUUGAAAGAUGGCCAAUCCUCAGUGGAAGACUCCACAGUCACCCGUGGCAAUCUACAGCAGCCCGGAGAGCCCACAGUCACCCAUGUACUCUCCGCAACCCAACUUCGACACCGUGUACCAGCGCGUGAACGGCGUACGGGAGACGGGCAUCAUCGAGAAACUUCUUCACUCCUACGGGUUCAUCCAGUGCUGUGACCGCGACGCUCGCCUGUUCUUCCACUACAGCCAGUAUAAGGGAAAUGUGGACAAUAUGAAACCAGGAGAUGAAGUAGAGUUCGAGAUGAGUCUGGACCAGCGGACAGGGAAACCGAUCGCCUGCCGCGUCCUCAAGUUGCAAUCUGGGUCGGUGACCUUUGAGGUCAUGAGCGAAGAGCGUGUGAUGGGACUAGUGACCACCGAGGCCAAGCCAGCUAGAAACAAAUCACCUGCAGAAGUUGGUUAUGUUGCUAUCCAGAUUGGGAACAGGAGAGAGCCGGGGUUGUCGGGGCCGGAUGUAUGCACUGGGAAAUCAUCAUACUCUGGAAAAUGGAGUGAUGGUGGUGAACCUUUACUGUUGCAACCACAGUUACCGGGACAUAACAGGCCCACGGAGAUGGGCCGCGUGUCGUACGAGCAGGCGGGAGAACACUUCUACAUCCCGUACGGCGUGGAGGACGUGGAGGGCGGCGCUCAGCUGAAGAAAGGCGACGAAGUUUCCUUCUUCAUCGCUACCGAUAAAAGAGCGGAGGACAUGCAGCAAAAAUCCUGGCGAGACAAGCCAGCCAAGGUGGUGCCGGAUCCCAGGAACGGGAAUGUGCGUGCCAGGAAGGUGCAGCUGAUCUCCUCGGUGCCUGUGGAGCGCUACAUGGGCGUGGUCUGCAGUAUGAAGGAGUCCUUCGGCUUCAUCGAGAGGGCUGACGUGGUGAAAGAGAUUUUCUUCCAUUACAGUGAGUACCCGGGUGACAUCCGUGAGAUUGAGCUUGGAGACGACGUGGAGUUCAGUAUUGCAACAAGAAAUGUAAGAAAUGGUAAGGAGGUGGCCACCCAUAUUAAGAAACUGAUAGAAGGCACGGUCGUGUUUGAAGACGUCAGCAACGAACGCAUCCGAGGGAAGGUGAUCAAGCCUCUUCCUCGUGGACCACAGCGAAGACAGGACUUCCUUUCUUCCCAACAGAGCGAUCCGCUAUCUGGGCGACUCUCGUACGAGGCCGAGGACGGCGCGACCAAGGACAUCCCGUUCGGCGACCGUGACCAGCGGUCGGAGUGUUCGCUGCAGGUGGCCGACAUUGUGGAGUUUAACAUCGCCACCGACCGCCGCGACAAGCUCCAGCGGGCCACCAACAUCGACCUGCUGCCGGAGACCUUCCGUACGACAGGAGAGAAGAGAGAGAUGGGACUUGUGGCUGCAAUGAAGGAAGGCUUUGGGUUCAUCAAGUGUGUGGACCGGGACGCUCGCAUGUUCUUUCACUUCAGUGAACUGCUGGAUCCAAUGAGAGAACUGCACAUUGGAGAUGAAGUGGAGUUCACUGUCGUUCCGGAGUGUGAUUCCCGUUUGUCGCAGGACCCGUCCUCAGCACAGCGGAACCACGCCAUCCGCAUCAAGCCGCUUCCCAAGGGCACGGUGUCCUUCCACAAGGUGUCGUCCGAGCGGCUGUUGGGCGUGGUCGACAAGGAAGCCGUCUCGGCCGGUAUGCCUAACAUGAAGGGGUCCAAGAGUCCGAAAAAACAGCAGGACAGAGACAUGGAGCUGGGAACUAUUGUGUAUGACAUCUGUGGUGAGAAGGAGACCAUCACGUACCACCUCCGGGACACGGACCCCCGCUCUACACCACAACAGGGAGACCAGGUUGAGUUCAGCGUGUCGGAGCAGAAGAAGACAGGAACCAGACUUGCAGUGAACAUCAAAGUGCUGAACCGCCCGUCUGCCCAGAGACUGCAGGGGUUCAUCGCCACCCUGAAGGACAACUUUGGUUUCAUCGAGACGGCUAAUCAUGAAAAGGAAAUAUUCUUCCACUUCAGUGAGUUUGACGGAGACAUCACCAUGCUAGACCUGGGAGAUGAGGUAGAGUACAGCACGGUGAGGAAGAACAACAAGGUGUCGGCCGAGCGCAUCUUCAGGCUGUCCCCGGGGACCAUCGUGGCGGAGGAGACAGACCCGACCGUCCAACACGGGAAGGUCGUACGUCCCCUCCGUAGCAUUGACCCCCAGCAGCCGGAAUACCAGGGGCUGAUUCAGCUCACACACGAAGAUGGUUCAGAGAACGGUGAGACGAAGACGUUCCCGUACGGGAUCACCAGCCUGGCAGACAAGCGGGAGUUCCUACAGAAGGGAGAUGUGGUGAACUUCCAGGUGGCCACCAGCUCCAGUGGAGAGGAGCGUGCUGCCAGGGUGCAGGCUGUCAGGAAACGGGUCCGGGGAUCUGUCGACACCAUCAAGGGACAGUUUGGCUUCAUCAACUACGAGGUUGGAGACAACAAGAAGCUGUUUUUCCACCUGAGUGAAGUGCAUGAUGGGAGUGACCUGUCGCCGGGAGACAAGGUGGAGUUUGUGGUGGUGUGUAACCAGAAGAGCGGCAAGUACAGCGCCUGCAGUGUCAAGAAGGUUGCAGGAGGUGAUGUGGUGACGGCCCGUCCUGAGCGCCUGUUACACCGGCUGAAGUCUGUGAACGUGGAGAACGACAACGGCCCCCGCCUCAUCGUGCUACGCCAACCCAAAGGGCCGGACUCGGGCAACUCCAAGGGGUUCAUCUUCCAGCGCUCCUCGCACAAGCCUGGAGAGCCCCCUAGCGACAUCACAAUGAAUGGGCACAGCACCACCAAUGGGAACUGAACUCAAGACAAGACAAUGAUCAGCACUACCAUCGCUGUACCAAGAGACCGCAGCGACUGCACUGUCGCUGUGUAGUAACAGACCAGCACUUUGAAGAAAAACCAAGUAUAACGCAACUACCACCAAUGCUUCGAAUUCCAGUUAAAAUUUGUCCGAACUAAAGCAAGCCACAUACAUGGAGUGUUUCCUGUGACUGAACUUACACCAUCGGUCAACAGCCAAAACACUUGUUUUGAACUUCCUUUUUAUUCUUCUGUCAAACUCUGUAGAGUUCUGCUUUCUUUCUACACAACACUUCAAAUACUAACGGUAGUCCUGUUAACAACAUGUAAUAUUGGUAGGUGUAAUAUCAUUUUCAUUUUAAUGAAAAACAAGGUUUAGAGGUAGCAGUAUCAAAACAACAGUGCUUUCUUCCAUGCCUGUAAAAUUAGGAGAAAAAAAUCAAUGAAUGAUAUCUCUCAUAUGUCCUCUACUGUUUCUCUCUCGAUAAUAGGAUACUGGCCAUAGUUUCAUUGCCAAGUACUUGAUUCCUUUAUGCAAUAUGUUCUCAUACUUUUCUAUCUGAGCUAAAAGAUGUAACUGACUUGACAUGACAUUUGUUAAGGUUAUGAGGAGAUAGAUGUUCUAUUUUGAUUAUCAUGUGUCAUGUCAAUAUGAGAUUUGAUUUUUAACUGUCACCCAGCUAAGCAUCAUGGGAAAAUAUAUGUGUAUUCAUGAGAACGAGAGUGGGGACUAUACUAUUUCUGAUCAUAAUAUCGUUUGGGAGUAUUCGUCGAAUGAAAGAAAUUACAUUUGUGGUAUACAUUUGUAUUUUGACAUUGUGAGUGCUCUAUGCAUCCGUAAUACUCUCUGAAGUGGGGACAUCCCCAAAAGUUCAUUGUAAAGAUCAUGGUCAUCGUUACAACUUCCCUGAGACAAUUUGACAAGAUUCAGGUUUUUAUUUGCACCUGCUGCUUGUAUGCAAAAGUUCCUUAUACAAUAAUGUAAUCUUUAAUGAAGGGAAAAAGUCCAGGAAAAUGAAAAAUUCCCUGGAAUUGGAAAUUGUCUCCGGGCGCACGCCUUUCUGCUGCUAUUUCCCAUGAUGCUUUGCAGUGGGGUGAUACGGUACAGUGUUCGAUUCCCGAUGCCAAAGCAUUCGGCAAGGAUGCAUACACGAAGUAAGAAUUCCAUGGAAUAGUAUUAUUCCUUAUACAGGAAGAAUGAAGGGGAUAUAUUUGAGAUUUAUGUAGUACUUUGACAGACUUACAUGUAACUAACAUCUUCUCAGAGAAGGUAAAUUUGAAAACCAACCAAAUUGUUAUUGGCAUUUCAUUCGUAAGCUGAGAAAUUGGAAAUGGUCAAAAACGAGCAGCGAUCACUAUGAGCCGAGUAUGUGUAUAUCUAUGAUGAUCACAAAUGUAGAUACCAGGUAGUAGUCAUCUUUCAGAAAUGAUCUGAAGAAAAAAAAAUUACAAAAUUUACGAAAAAGACACAAAAAAAACAACAAGGUUUCUAACUAAGCCUGCAUGUGGAAAUAUGAUAAUCCUGCCAUGCUGUUUGCAUUUUGAAGAAAAAUUGUGCAAAAAAAAUUAUGAAGGAAAAAAAAACAACAAAAUUUGCACACAAGGAAAAAGAAUGUGGAAGUGCUCUAGAGAGAGCAAUGAUUAUAACAUCAGUGCAAAGUGCUUUUGAUUGGAUGUAGAGUUCCCAGGCAGUUAUAUUAUGACAAUCACUGCCCCCCUCCCCCAAAAGCUUGCAAUUACUGUUAAAUCAUAACUAAAAUCCUCUAAACUUGACCAACUUGUUGCAAUAAUUGAUAUUGCCAAAAUAUUGACUUUUGACAUCCCUCCCAUAAUUUGUAUUUCAAGGCAUAAUUGCAAUUCCUUGAACCCUAGUUUAGGAAUAUGUAAGAAUAUUGCAGCCAUUCUCCCAGCAAUUUUGGUUUAGUACUUUUCUUUUGUAGGGAUAUUAAACGAGAAACCCUUGCUGUAGACUUGCCAUAUUAUUUUCUACAAGCUUGUAGAUUCUGUUACUAUUUUUAGUAGCUGGGAGAAAGCUCAUUUUGAUAAAUGAUGUAUUGAAAGUGUAUUUGGAAGGCAAUCCACAACGACAAAAAAAGAAUAUGCCUAUUGUAUAUGCAGGCUUGCCUGUCAUGUUGCCAUCAAUGUAUAGAAUGAUACAAAAACAAAUACACUUAACUGAACAAAAAAACAUAGCUUUUGCUUGUAAGCAAAAGCAUAGCUUUUGAUUGUAGUUGGUCAAAUUUCACAAACAUACCAGCCUUUAGACCUUACUUCACAGUUUUGAAAAGUUGCUUUCUAGAAACUGAAAGUGUAACAAAAAAGCCUUUACGGCAAAAUGGCCCAUCUUAUGUUCAACGCUAUGUUUUGUUGUAAGAUGUAGACAACUUCUUCAUACGUUUCUAUGUUUCAGCAUAGUGCAGACAAAAUGAAAACAUUACAGUACUUUUUUAAUUAGCGAAGAAUGUUAACAUACAGAGCACUCUUGUUGUUACAUUAUGUAUUCCUCAGGUUGGUACAAGCAUGGUCUCUUGCCAUGCUUCUAUAUGGUUGAAACAUAUUUUUUGUUAGUCAGGGCAACGUAACACACGCUUACUCGUACACACACAGUAAUAGCACUGUAAAACCUGCAUCUAUCUACUACACUCAACAAAGUAGCACCUGAUUAGGGCCUCAAAUAUACAGCCUACAUGGAAAUUUUGUAUAGAUACAGCGCCCUUUGUUCACAGCGUGUACUACUACAAUGUGAGCAACUCAAUGCUGAAUUGUUUCAAAAGAGUAUUUUUAGACAUUCAAAAGAGUGUUUAGAGGAACAUGGGAUGAUGGAUUUUGUAAGCAAUACCAACUGAACCGAUAGAAUUAAAUUUGCCUUCAGUAAGAUGUGAUGAAAGUGAAUGGAGCUUUUUUUUCAAUACAAGACUAACACUACAGUUGGCUCCGUCCUUGAGGUGUUGCAAAAAACACCCUUGCUGUACCCAAGUGUGAAGAAAAAUGGUGAAUGCAUUGCCUGCAUGGUUCGAUAGUAUGUGACCACAAUUCAUGUUUGUAUUUCAUCUUCCUCUAAACAACUUAGCUCCACUUUUGUAGACGAAAAAGUCCAUGGUCCUCAUAAGGUCAACAGUUAUUCGAAGUAUUAAUAGUGCUUACUAAGCAGCGAUCAUUGAAUACUUUGUUUAAUUAGUGACUCCACUGUACCUUCCAUGAAAAGUGUUCUAGAGAGUCAAAAAUGUAAUGAAAAUCUUGGUUAUUCCUGAAUGGUUUCAGGAGUUGAAUUUUUGGUUCAAAAUCGGCACUCCCAAUGUAGAUACUUCUCACCGCUGCUACUGCACCAACUUUGAGUUCUUAGUUCAUAUAUGCUGUACAUGUAUCUUUGCAAACUCUGACUUUUUUCAGGCUCAAUAACACUAAGGAUAGAUGCUUGAGUUGUAAUACUUGCUUUCAUUUCCAGUUACCAAAGAGACCAUGCAAUGGCUAAUAAAAGACAAUGAAAGGC
Messenger RNA from Branchiostoma floridae (Florida lancelet), 6714 nucleotides. RefSeq names its product cold shock domain-containing protein E1-like. Gene Ontology annotation, molecular function: nucleic acid binding. The transcript has 23 exons. Bases 421 to 3222 code for a protein of 933 amino acids. NCBI's taxonomy places the organism in Eukaryota, Metazoa, Chordata, Leptocardii, Amphioxiformes, Branchiostomatidae. The record is from RefSeq and is a predicted model, not a curated record.